Messenger RNA from Entamoeba invadens IP1, 1263 nucleotides. RefSeq lists its product as hypothetical. The record is from RefSeq and is a predicted model, not a curated record. NCBI's taxonomy places the organism in Eukaryota, Evosea, Mastigamoebida, Endamoebidae. Bases 1 to 1263 code for a protein of 420 amino acids. The transcript has a single exon. Gene Ontology annotation, molecular function: opioid growth factor receptor activity. Gene Ontology annotation, cellular component: membrane.
AUGGAAGAAGAGAAAAUUACCAAUUCGGAACAAGACGGAAACAAUGGCAAGACAACAACACCUGAAAAUGUCGAAGAAAAGAAAAAUGAAGUGCUGCUUACACAAGCAAUUAAUACAGUUGAAGACAAAGAAAAACACGAGGCUGAACCAAUGCAAACUGAAAAGUCUGAACUUGAAGAGUUAAAAACUGAAGAGUCUAAGCCCGCUGUAUUAACUCAAACAGAAGAAGUUGAAAAACACAAGACUGAACCAAUUCAAUCUGAAGAGUUAAAACCUGUUGAGUCUAAACCUAUAUUAACUCAAACAAAAGACGUUGAACAAACAGAAGCAAAAUUGGACGAGAAAGUUGAGACAAAUAGCAACAAGAAAAAACAAGAGAAGCAAGAGAAACAAGACAAGAAGUUGUCCAAAAAAUCCAAAAAAGAAGAUAAGUUGAGUUCUUGGGGUGAAUAUGGGCAUUCUAAAACAACACAAACACCAAAUUUAUUAUUUUAUCGGAAUGAAUAUGGUGGUGUCCCUGCUCGGGAGUGUUAUUCAUAUUCUCCAAAAAAGUCGAAAAAAGAAGAAAAGACCAAGGUUGAAAAGAUUUCUUUUAAGACUAAAAGUUCAUGGGGAGCACAAGACUUCUUAGACUUUUUGUUAUCAGUUCCAGAGUCUGAACGGUACCGAACAAUGGAAUAUCGUCAUGAUUAUGUCCAAUGGGUUUAUCCCAACUUUGUUGAGUCAAUGUUUAAUUACAACAGUUAUGCAUUAACUGAAGAUGAAGCUGUUGAACUCCGAAACGACGUAACAUGUGCCAUUCGCUUUGUUAAGUUAUUUCGAAUGUUUGUGAACUUUUUAGGAGGCGAUAUCGUCGACAUUGAAAGUGGUCAAAUAGCAGUCUUAGAAGACAAAAAAGUACGUGAAGAACGCUUCGACAAUUUCAAUAUGAGUGGUCACAACUAUUUACGUGUGACUCGUAUUUUCAAUUCCCUUCGAGCAUUUGGCUUUGCGCAGUACGCAAAAUCAUUUUGGGACUUUUUUGAAGAGAAUCUGAAGAACUUCAAAAAUUGUAAAUCGUCGAAAGAUUCAUUCUGGAAAAAGGCAUUAGACGGUGACCCGAGAGUGACUGGUGAGCCAAAAAAAUUUGAAUAUAAAGACAGCAUUUUUUUCAAAUUUGUGGUCGAUGUCAAAAAAGACUCAAAAACUAAAGAAAAGUCGUUCGACGAACAACUCACAGAUAUCGAAAAGCAAACAAGAAAUAAUAAUCUUAGUCAUUUUUGA